CCAGCAGUUGUCAGAGCAGGGAACGGCACCGAUCAACAGGGCACUGAUGAUCGGUGCCCAGCAGCACCACCAACCAGUUCCGCCAACUUGUACCCAGCAGUGCCGCCCACUAGCUCCGCCCACCUGUGCCCAGCAGUGCACCCACCUGUGCCCACCAGUGCCACCCAGCAGUGCCACCCACCUGUGCCCAGCAGUGCCACCCACCUGUGCCCAGCAGUGCCACCCACCUGUGCCCACCAGUGCCACCCACCUGUGCCCAUCAAUGCAGCCCAGCAGUGCUGCCAGUCAGUGCCACCAGUCAGUGCCUAGCGGUUGUGCCAGUCAGUGCCCAGCAGUUGCGCCAUCAGUGCCCAGUAGUGAUGCCAGUCAGUGCUGUCUAUCAGUACCCAUCAUCAGUGCCGCCUAUCCGUGACACCUCAUUAGUGCUGCUUAUCAGUGCCCUUCAGUGCUGCUUAUCAGUGCCCAUCAGUGCUGCCUCAUCAACGCACAUCAGUGAAGGAGAAAAAUUACCUGUUUGA
This is a messenger RNA of Staurois parvus, 518 nucleotides long. Lineage: Eukaryota; Metazoa; Chordata; Amphibia; Anura; Ranidae. The record is from the annotation of a GenBank genome assembly.